This is a messenger RNA of Rattus norvegicus (Norway rat), 10397 nucleotides long. Lineage: Eukaryota; Metazoa; Chordata; Mammalia; Rodentia; Muridae. The record is from RefSeq and is a predicted model, not a curated record.
GCCUGGGUCCUGCCCCCAGAGUCUGACUCAGGCGAGGUGGUCGGUGGGUGAGCACCUGCGGACAAUCAGCCCUCAGAGCUCCAUGUUCUAUGGAGAGAAAGAGAAAAAAGUGCCACCCUGCCUCAAUUAACUGUUCCUACCCGGGCUCUGGGUCUCGGCGCGGGACUCAGGUGCCCGCUGCACCCCUGCUUGGGCGUUGCCCAGAACCGCGCCGCCGCAGUGCAGCUCGGACCCCGGGCACCCGCGGGACGCGCUCCCGGCUUCCACCCCGCUCCCGGCUCGGCUCGGGCCGCGGGAUCCAGCACCGCCCGCGGCACCAAGGCUGCUGCCAUGGGGAAUCUACCAUCUGCUGCGAAGCACUGCCUCAACUACCAGCAGCUUCUCCGCGAGCAUCUCUGGAGCGGAGAAUCAGUGGCAGGGGCGCUGGACCCGGCGCAGGUACCACCUCGCGGCCUAGGGCGCCUCCACCCCCCAUCAACCUCACCCUCAUCCCCCUGUGUCUCUGUCACCUCUGUAUGGCAGGGUCCUGGCCCAGGCCCAUUCUAUUGUCACCCUGUGGGUCUGUAGCUGAAAAGCCUUUCAUCCUCUCGGCUGUGAACAGCAGGCUCAUCCUUGCAGGCCUAGUAGUUUCCCUACCCCAGGCCUUUUGCAGGUCGCCUAUAGGAGUGAUCUUGUCUGUGUUCUUGGAAGGGCGGUGCCUUUGUUCUCCAGUUCUUCCUUGUAAUGUGUAACAGACUACAAACGUGUCACCUUGUGUGGUAGAAAGAGGAUGAAGCUAGGGCACACUAGGAAGGCAUACGACGAUUAAAAUCACAUGAUGUGUUAGAGCAUUGACUACAGUGUUUUUUGUGUUAACAAAAUUAAGCAAACUUGAAUAAAAACAUUACCGAAUAAAAUUAUUCCAGCAUUUUCCUGAGAGCUGCGAAAAGCCAACUCAGUGUUUAUUAUUUAUGAUUCCAUGUACUAUCAACAGAUGUGCUAGCUAGGUGAGCAUAAGUAAAUAAAUUUCCUUUUCGCAUAAAAGGUUAAACUUCAAACAUAAAACGACAGUAAUGAUCAUUACUUAAAUGUUGAGAACUGUUAUGAGUCAAGGGCUUUGUGAAGCCUUAGGUAUUAGCCUUUUUAAUUCUAGGUGCCUGUUCCCUUUGUGAACAGUGUAGUUCUCGUUAAUUUUGUAUUUUAGUGGGCUAGGCUAGCUUUACUAUAUGAUAUCACACCAGCCAUUUUAACAGUAGCUAUUCAUAUUAUGGCAGGGUCUCAGCUCAAUGUUACAACAUGUGAAAUUGAAGCCUUCGAUCCACAAGUAAGACUUAGCAUUCGUGGGUGGUUUUAUAAAUCGUUUUCGCCCUAUUAAUUAGAGUAUGACUGGAGCUAUUUUCAAGAGCCCUAGGAUGAGCUCACUGUCUACCAACAGAUGGAUGGAUCCAGUACAGAAGAUACAGCAUAAUUACCCAAUGGUUUAUUAUUCAGAGAGAUGAACAAAAUCAUGUCAUUCGUAGGUAGAUGCCUAGAAAUAACCCAGAGCCCAAUCAACUAAUACUGCCCAUUUUCUGUCGCCCAAGGAUGGGUCAUACAUGACGGGAGUAGAAAGGGGAGGGUUAGGAGACUUGAAAAGCACGAGGAGGAAGGAGCUGAUGAGUGGGGUAAUGAGGCUGUGAAUACGAUCACAGUAUACAGUAUGUAUACGUGCAAGGGCCACAACGAAUCUGCUAUUUUCUACCAGUAAUACCAAUAAGAAGGCACAGAAGGAUUGACCAGGACCCCCUGCUCAAACCUGAUCGUGACAACAGUGACGUGGGAAGCAAGACUUCUAUCUUGCUUCUAAUCUCCUUCUCUGUCCCCACGGCUGAUUUCCACGUAGUCUGGUUUGAACUUCCUGGAAUGUUGUCAACAUUCUUUAGUGGUCAGUUUGUCUUACACAACCAAGAAUCCCUAACAUUUACUUUCCCUGGGUUGAAAUCACAUGACUUUAUUGCUUGGGUGGUCCGUAGAGUGGUGUGUAUGCCCCAGUGCUCUGGUUUGUAUGUUUUGUGUGCUUGGUGGAUGAUGAAGAGGAGGAGGAUGAUGGAGGGUGGUGUCUACUUCACCGGUUAAGAGGAAGAAACGGGGAAAAUGAAAACUUUCUAAGAUUAUAGCUGAGGCAGAAUAAGGACACGGCUUUCAGACUCUUACGUGCUUUUCUGGAAGUCUUAAAACAAUGAUUAGCACAUUAUAAUAUAUAAUACAUAGUUGUUCAGUGAGUUCAAAUCGAAUGAGAACGACUACAUGCUAUCCAUUGAGUCUUGUCUUAGUACCAGUAUCCACUGGGUGUUGUUACUGUUUGGAAAUCAUCUUUUUAAUACGUAGCUUGCUGACAGGAUUUGAUAGUCAAGAAAACAGGCGAAUGAAAUUUGAAUGUUGUUCAGGAACUUUACCACUUACUUGUUGUAGAAUGUGGUAGAUAAGAUGACAUAUAGGGCCAGGUGAUGUGUUAGGACCUGAUGUGGUUGCAGUUGGGAUUCAUAGAAACUUCUUUAAGGGAGAGAAUGUCACGCUAAAUAAUAAAAGGCUAGAAAACAAGGUUCUGUUUCUCCUUUCUCCAUUUCCCCACACCCAAUAUAUCACAGCACUCUGCACAUCUUAGUAAGUGACUUUAUACAUAGACUAGCCCACCUCCUUUGUGAAAUUUCGUUCUAUAUAUUAAAUAGAAAAUAUCCUGAUGAGUUAGAAGUCAUCUCUUACAUCAAUUAAUCAGACUAAUAAAGUUUAGUUCUAACCUAUCUCUGAUUUUAAACCCUCCAUAUGAUGUUUCUGCUUGAAUUUACUGAAAGGGUAAUCUAAACUUUAUACAUUUUGUUGGUGACCAGGUAGCCUUAGAACACUUACUAAGGAACUCGAGGGGACUGGAGAUGAAUUUUUAGAAAAAGAAACAACCCCACUGCUUUAUAUUUAUUUUCUAUGUUCCUUGUUAACUUGUUCCCAGUCCUUCCUUCAUUCUUUUGGUUUGUAUUUUUAAUUUCCCCACUGAAUUAACGUGUCAGUUAUAUUGUGUUUGUAUUAUGUUCCUACUUGUUAACUAUGUCAACAUCUAACCUUGACUUGCUAAAAUAUAAAUAUGAUCGGUGUUAUAACUUAUUAAAACUGAAGCUGUAACACUUAAUUCCACCGCCGUCUUUUGUCUUUUGGUACUUGUGGUUGUAUGCAUUUAUUCUCCACAUGGGAUAGUUAUAAAAUAUAUUUAUUCAUUCACUGUCAAUGAAUAUUUAUGCAUAUAUUUUCCCUUCCCCUUGUCCUCCACUGAUUUAUCCAUUUCUAGUCUUGUACGGAGACUAUGUUUCUUCAACCAAGACUAUUCACUUCAGUCUCCUCUUCAUUGAAAAAUCUACUGGUCUGAAGGCUAGUAUGAUGGCUUAGUGGGCAAAGGCAGCUGCAAUCAAGCCCGGUGACCUCAGUGCAGUCUUGGGACCCACCUGGUAUAAGUAGAGAACCGAUUUCCUCUGACCUGCACGCACAGUCCACAGACACUAAGUAAAUGAAUACAACUUCACAUUUCUUUCUGUAUUUUUAUUCUUUCCUUUCCUUGUUCAGCGUGUUCAUUUCCUUCUUACAUUUCUUGGUACCGGUUCCGUCUGCAGCUCUGUCUAACUCUGGGUCCAUCGAAUUUGUUGAAUUCUAUGAUUUUAGGUUUCACAGUUUUUAUGUGUGCCUAUAUGUGUGUGCAUACAUGAUGUGAAUGUUUGUGUUUUAAGUAUUUGAGUGUGUGUAUGCCCAUGUGUGUAUCCAGGUCCACGUCCGUGUGUAUGCAAGUGUUUGGAGCCUAGAGGUUAACACCAAAUGUCGUUCUUGGUCUUUCUCUACUUGAUGCACUGAGACAGGGUCUCUUACUUAAACAACUAUGAGUUUACCAAUUUUGCUAGUUUUUCAGAAUUUCAAAUUAUACAGCCAAUGUAUCACUCAUUGAUCAACCUUUAAGAUACAUUUUCAUUUUGAAAUUUCCACUCCUGUUAUAUUCUAGUUCUGUCAAUGUGUAUCUGUCUGCCUGUCUCUCAUCACACUACUAGUUGCUUCUUUUUGCUACAUGUAUACGAUGAUAUCUCUUUUUACACCUAUGCGAUAUGCUAGCAAAUGCUUCUUUUGUAUCCUGUGUUUGUGUUAUUUUGCUCUAAGUAUCUCUUUAAGAUCCAGGACUUUGAUUACUCACUACUUUAAGGUAAAUUUAACUUUGACAGUGUUUGAAUUGACCCUCAGACUGUUUUCAGCCAUAUGCAUCAUCUUCACCACUCCAAAAUUCUUUAACGAUGUUCAUGUGUCUCCAGGGAUAUUCAAAUAAAUACUAUUGUUGGAAAAAAAGAUGUAUCUCAAAUAAAGAAUUUGCUUACUUUAAAAGUUGCUUCAUUCUCUUUUUAAUGAUGAGAGUUUGACCUAUCAUCUCCCAGGGAAAAAUGAUUAUUAUGUUUUUAAUUAAAAAUUUUUGAAUGUUUCAUAUGUGAGUACUAUAUAGUUUCUAGCCCUCCUUCUCCUGAAAAGGCCUGUGUCUGUCUCAAUUUCUCUAAAACUUAUGACAUCCUCUUCUUUAAUUAUUAUUGCAUAUAUAUCUAUAUAUAUGUAAAUAAAACUAACUGAGUACAUUAAUGUUUUCCAUAUAACAUAUCAGAUGUCUUAUUCCUGGGGAAGUUCAUACUCUCUCUCUCUCUCUCUCUCUCUCUCUCUCUCUCUCUCUCUCUCUCUCCCUCCCUCCCCCCCUUUCUCUCUCUCCUAUUAAUUACCUGUGGCUCUCCAUCUAGGUUUGGGGCUUUGAUAGCCCUCUUCCAUAUUGGCAUGGCACAUCUACUGGUAUUGCCAUAGCAAUGGCUUUAUUUAGGGGACUAGAUUUUUGAAAUAACAUGGACAGAGAAUCCCUGCCAUAUUGAGAAGGCACUGUAUGGUAGCAGACAUCCUGAUCCUCUGGCUCUUAAAACCCUUCUGCCCCCUCUUGUGAUGUUCCUUGAGCCACAGGUGUAAGGGUUGUGUUGAUAGAAGCUGGGCACCCAUGGUCGGUAUUCUCUGUAUUUUGAUCAGUUGUGGAUUUCUGAAAUUGUCUCUGCCUGGGCAAAAAGAAGCUUCUUUGAUGAGAUCUAGAAUCAGGAUAGUGGAAUACAGGUAACAGGAAAAGGGAAUGGGAAAAAGAGACUACACUGCACACUUUAAAUACAGAACUUGCAGAAACUGAGCUGGACCUGGCCUCAGAGCUUCACCCCUGAGGGUUAGCUCUCACAAUUUCUGCGGGUGCUAUGUAUGCAGGAUGCCAAGGGAGAAAAGCAAUCAAUAGUCUUAUUCAACUGUUGUGAAACCUGCGAACCACAAUGAAUGACAGUUCAGCCAGCUAUCCCCAAGAGUGCAAUAGUGACACACACACCUUAGGGAUAGCCAAUAACUGUCUAAUUGGGCUCAAAGCCUGAUCAAUGGGGGGGGGGGAGUUCAUCUCUCCUAUAAGUCUGCCCAGCCCACCAGUUGCUAGUAAAGUCAUGGAUCAUAGAGAAGAGCCUACUAAUGCCACUUUCCUAAAGCAGCACAAUUUCUAAAUGUGUUCUAAAUACUUACCCGGAAACCCACAGGAAGAAGGUUCUCCAUUCUUACACUGUGACUUUUCAAAUAACUUUAGGUCAAAUCUGGUCAUACUGAUUUCUGAAUGAGCACGUACGUGUGGAAACAGUAGUAGACACCCUGGCCUGUGUUUUAGCUUCAAUCCUAUUAGGAAAUGUGCUUCUUGGUGUUUUAUAAAAAAAAAAAAAGUGUAAUAAUUCUGUGUCCUCCUCAUCCUCUUUAAUCAAAUCAUGUUGUUUUGCAUGGGCUUCCUGUUCCAAGCACUUUUUAUAGCAGCCACUGUUGGCUGCCGAGUACGGUCCAGGUGCUUCCUGAUUGCUUGUUUAAUCGGCACAGUGGUCCGCUUUGUAGCGUUCACGUGCAUGGCACACAGUGAGUAAACUCCUUAGUUGCUCAUUGCCAGCAGCUAGAGAAUAGCGGAGUUAGGUUGGGAACUCAGGAAGUUCUACUUCCAGAACAUUGAGUUUGCAGGCACGUUUCCACGAUAGCUAUGAGAGGAUUCACUUGAAGAGUUUAUCGAGCCUUCCGGAAGCUCUGACUCAGCAGCACUUGCGGUUGGCUCCCAGCUGUCUUUGUUUUCCCUUCGCCCCUUCGUCUUGGUAACCUCUGUGCUGGCUGCUGCCGCCACCCUGCUACCAACUGUACUCCUAUCACAGUUCCUUUCCGGUGUCCUUCCUGAGCUCUUGGCUCCUGCUCACUCGAGCGCAGGCUGGGGAGAGACUACUGUGAAUUUUGACUUCCCUUCUGCCCUCCCUGAGGUUGAGAGUAGAAUUCAGUCUGGAAGAGAAUUGCGUUGGAUAAAAAAGGAAAAACAACUGGGUUUCCAAUAAAUUUCCUGUUCCCUUCAAUCUUCAAUACUUUCUGUCCUUGGAUUUCUGUUGGCUCCUGGAUUCCUUGCUCUCUCUGAUUCCAGCUGGCUUUCACAUCCUUCCUUCCCCCUACACUGUGAUUUUUUUUUUCUCAUCAGCUUCAAGCUCCUCCAAGUCUUCUGGCUUUAUGGUUAUUCACUCUGUGCUGUAACUUUCUCUGACCCUUCCUUCUGUUUCUCCCCAUUACACACUUAGCUUUGAGUUUUAUUUCUUCUUCUUUUUUUUCUAGUCAACCAGGAGACCAGACUUCACGGAUCCAGAAACGUCAUGGGUCACUUGCAGGUGACCUGUAGUGUUUGAGAGGCAAAAUCAGACCACAUAUUUGGAUCAUUUUAACUGGACUUUGGAUUUGAACAUUUUUGGGCAGCCUGGUUAAAGUCCUAAGAACAAAAGCAGCUUUUAGGAUUCUGCCUUCCUUCUAGUAGCUUGGCAAUUGUUUUUCUGUGUAGAGGGGCAGAUAGUCCUGUCCAGCUGCCUAGCUGAGAAAAUGUUAUCCCUGGAAAUAUUCUAUUUGAUUGCUCUCCACCUUAAACAUGAAGCAUCCCAGUUAUCUGGACUCCCUGAAUAUGUGAAAAUAGUAGAAGUUGGACCUAGGGAUGGAUUGCAGAACGAAAAGGUUAUAGUUCCUACAGAUAUAAAAAUUGAAUUCAUCAAUCAACUUUCCCAAACUGGCUUAUCUGUAAUAGAAGUAACCAGUUUUGUGUCUUCCAGAUGGGUACCACAGAUGGCUGACCAUGCUGAAGUGAUGGGAGGCAUUCAUCAGUAUCCAGGAGUUCGCUAUCCUGUCCUUGUACCUAAUCUUCAGGGUUUGCAGCAUGCUGUUGCCGCUGGGGCCACGGAGAUAGCAGUGUUUGGUGCUGCUUCAGAAUCUUUCAGCAAGAAGAACAUUAACUGCUCCAUCGAAGAAAGCAUGGGACGGUUUGAGCAAGUCAUCAGCUCUGCAAGACACAUGAACAUCCCAGUGCGAGGGUAUGUGUCCUGCGCCCUGGGCUGUCCCUAUGAAGGAAGCAUCAUGCCACAGAAAGUCACAGAAGUUUCCAAGAGAUUGUACAGCAUGGGCUGCUAUGAGAUCUCUUUGGGAGACACAGUUGGGGUUGGUACUCCAGGCAGCAUGAAGACAAUGUUGGAAAGUGUCAUGAAAGAGAUCCCUCCGGGGGCUCUUGCUGUUCACUGCCAUGACACGUAUGGACAAGCCCUCGCAAACAUCCUAACGGCUCUUCAGAUGGGAAUUAACGUGGUGGACUCGGCUGUAUCUGGAUUAGGUGGCUGCCCUUAUGCAAAAGGUGCUUCUGGGAAUGUAGCCACUGAGGACUUGAUAUAUAUGCUUAAUGGCAUGGGGCUCAAUACAGGUGUGGAUCUCCACAAAGUGAUGGAAGCUGGGGACUUUAUUUGCAAGGCAGUGAAUAAAACCACAAACUCUAAGGUUGCCCAAGCCUCCUUCAAAGCACGACUUGAAUGAGUUUAUGGUUUGAGAAAGAGAAGAGCCAUUCCCGCCCCAGUUCAUCACAGCAUCAUCAGUGCCAACGCAUUCUGAAGUGGAAGUAAAUAAGAAAGAGCUGGGAAAGGAGAUAUGCUUUGGAAAGUUUAUCAGUGGGUAGACCAUGAAUUCGGUGGAAGGCAAGACGAGGCAUUUGUUCAACUGCAAGCUGGGAAUUAACACCGGUGCACGUCCUUCUGGGGGUGGACAAGGCCUGAUCAUUUGCUCUUACAGAAAUCAUUAUAUUUUUUAGCUUAGUAGAGCUGAAAAUUGACUUCAGAUUUCUCUAAGUAUCAAGUGCUGUGUUAAUGCCUCCUCAAGCCACCUUACCGCCGGGUACACAUUGUUAGUGGUUUAUGAGCCUCGACACAAUGCAGAGUGUGUGGCCCUGAAGUUGUGUGUUUUUCCUCUGGAUCCCGGUUCUCCAUUUGCCAAGUUUGUUAAGUUAUGGACCAAGAGCCAAAGUUUCAUCUGACCCAACAUAAUUUUUAGCAAUAGAACUUUUAUAUUUCAAGUGCGGCUAACAUCUGUUAACUAUUUCAAUGACUUUAUUGUGCUCCAAGUUGCUGUGGUCAAUGGCAAGACGCCACAUCCUGAAAGCACGCCGUACCUCCCAUGUUUGUUCCAUGCGUUCAGUUUGCUGUGUUUUACAUUUAAUCAGUUGUAGAAAAAAUAGUCCACAAUGUUAUUUAAAUAUGGAGAAACUAUAUGGUGUGAUUUUUAUUCUGGUGUCUGAGGGACAGUAAUGACAGGAGACUGACGUAGACACUCUUGUCUAUUUCCAUAAUAUCUAGGUUACUUUUGAAUUGCCCAAGGAAAUACUAUUGUGAUUUUAAGAAUUUUAAUAUAAUUUUAACUGAUGAAAAGUCUGUUUUCCUUGACUUAAUAUUCUCUCUAUCUGUUUGUUUUUAUUUGACUUUAGAAUAUUUAUUUUGAAGUGGAAUGACAGAAAUAUUAUCUUUUGUGCCAGAAAGCAUUGUAAGGGAUAAUGAAAAUUAAUACAUUAAAGAUCAAGGCCUGGGGCUAUGGCUCAGUGGUCAAGAGCACUGGCCAUCCUUCUAGAGGGCAUAGACUUGAUUCCAAGCGCCCAUAUGAUGAUUCAAUAGCAUUUAUAACUCCAGUUUCAGGGAAUCUAAUGGCUUCUUCUGGCCUCUUCUUGACUAGUCAGGCAAGAAGGACACAGGCAUAUGUGCAGGUAAAUCAUCCAUUAAUGCAAAAUAGCGUAGACAUCCUAGAAAAUAGUAAAAAUAUUGAAAUGAAAAUAUUCAAGACAAUAAGGAUAUUGAUUAGAAGUACAAUAUCGUUAGAGGUAUAUGGUAGGGAAAACUGGAAUGGAAACAUACAGCUUGACAAAGAAACCUAAAUUUCCAUAGAAGACUCCGACUUGUCAGCUUGUAACGGUUCUUCAGGAGGGUCUGUUACCGCAUGCUUUCCUCAAGCGCACUGAAAGCAGUUCUGUGCUUGGGGGCUCAGGUUGGAACAUGAAUGGCACAGAGGCAGUAAAGUGGCAUUUGAUUGUGGAGCUGCCUUAGUACCCCCUCCCUGAUCAUCUCUUUUGACUAGGGUGCUGCCAGGCAUCGACAUCAAAGGUUCUUUUUUCUCCAUUUUCUGAGGAAAUUGAUUUUCCCUAUCAGAGAUGUGGAGUGUUCAGUUUUGAGAUAUUUGGGAAAACAUCUGUUUAUGCAGACUACUUGUAAAAUCAGUGACCAGCAUUUUCGUUUGGAAAUGAAACUCAAAGUUCUUUCACAGACGGAGCACAUAGAAACCUCAGAUAUAGUGCUGUACAGUUGCAUGGUGCCUACCUCCGCAGAUCAGCUAAUUUUCAUGACUACCUUGAUACUGUCUACUUACACUUGACAUAGCUAGUUUAUGUUUUCUUCUCUCUCUCUCUCUCUCUCUCUCUCUCUCUCUCUCUCUCUCUCUCUCUCUCUCUGCUGUCUUAAUUUCUUAGGAAGAAUUUUCUCAACUGCCCAGGAAACCUUGCAGUCACUGCAGGACCCAUUGGAAAAAAACAAAAAGCAAAAAACAACAACAACAAAAAACUCACCCAUAUGUAUUUUGAUACCAAAUUUUGCCCUGAUUUUACCUAGAAAGACUUAAGAACAGCAAGGCAAAUACAACGUUUGUUGAAAUGUGAAUGAAAAUAAUCUUUCUUCACAUCUGCCCUUAAGUUAAGGAUAUUCUGCAUCCUGGAACUUGUACAUUUUAUUAUAGAGAUGUGUUGCCGCCUGUCAUAGAGUUAGGAGUUUUGGUAAAUUGUCAAUCACUCUACCUAGGAGUGUAAGCACCCGGAUUUGAUCUCCCAGACCAACGAACCAACAAGCAGAAAUAAUUUUGCAUUCUGAAAUUUAAAAAAAAAUGUAAAUCUUAACUUCAUGAACUCAGAGCAAACCAAUUUAGUCUGUUAAUUUUCUAGUAAAUUCAAUGUUCUCUUUACAUUUUUAGCAUUUUAUUUACUGUAAAAUUUAAUAAAGACUUUCUUAGCUGUA